Messenger RNA from Lepus europaeus (European hare), 673 nucleotides. Its product is annotated as M-phase phosphoprotein 6-like. Bases 23 to 448 code for a protein of 141 amino acids. Lineage: Eukaryota; Metazoa; Chordata; Mammalia; Lagomorpha; Leporidae. Gene Ontology annotation, biological process: maturation of 5.8S rRNA. The record is from RefSeq and is a predicted model, not a curated record. The transcript has a single exon.
GCGGCGCCCCGCUGGAGCCAGCAUGGCGGCCGAGCGCAAGACCAAGUUGUCCAAGAACUUGCUGCGCAUGAAGUUCAUGCAAAGGGGAUUGGACUCGGAAACCAAGAAACAGCUCGAAGAGGAAGAGAAGAAAAUCAUUAGUGAAGAACACUGGUACUUGGAUUUGCCAGAGCUGGGAGAGAAAGAGAGUUUGGUAACAGAAGAGCAGAGUUUCCUGUUGUGUGAAGAUCUUCUCUGUGGAAGAUUGUCAUUCAGAGGAUUUAAUCCUGAGGUUGAGAAGUUAAUGCUUCAGAAAGCAGAGGAGGUUGAAGAGGAAACAGUGGCGCUUGAUGUGUCAGAUGAAGAAAUGGCUAGAAGAUAUGAGACUUUGGUGGGGACAAUUGGAAAAAAGUUUGCCAAGAAGAGAGACCGUGCCAAUUAUGAAGAAGAUGAGAAUGGAGACAUGUAGCCCAUCAAAGCAAAGAAGACGUUCCUAAAGCCCCGAGAGUGAAGUGGACACCCCCGGUCACAGCGCAGGGAGCAGCUCGUGUUGGAGCUCAUCCUGGUGGCAUCUCUGACGUGGUUAAUACUGUGGUGCUUAUUCACGAAGGGAUAUGUCCAGGUUUUGAAAACGUGCUGUUUUGAGAACAGAUGUGUGGUGGAUGUUAUACAUCCUUUGCUUGGUGGUGGUCUU